AGCUUAAGAUCAUGGCCAUGCGUACUAAAUGACAUAUUUGUAGCAGACAACUUGACAACACAUUCAACAAGAAAAUUGAAGAUUUCAAGUUAAAUUUAACUGUAUUUUCACUGCUAAUCAAUUAUGUUUGAUCUAGCAUUAUCAGAGGCUGGCGCCCAAAUUAUUUUGGCAACUUCAAGUGAUGAUAAAUAUCCGCCAGAGAACAUGAUUGACGGAAAAGAUGACACAUUUUGGACAACAUGUGGUCUGUAUCCUCAAGAAUUUAUCAUCAAAUUUACAUCUUUAGUUAGCAUCAAUACAAUACAAAUUGCAUGUUAUAAUGUGAAGAAAUUAAAACUGGAAGUAAGCUCUGAUGACAAUCAGGCAUUUAAAACAUUAACAGAAAAAGAAUUACAACCAUCGGAUUCUGCACCUCAAUCAGAAGAAAUACCAGGAAAAAAUGUAAAAGCCAUGAAUCUGCGAGUUGUUAUAGAAUCAGGAUAUGAUCAUUUCUGUGCUGUUUAUAAAAUCUGUGUCCAUGGCAACGCGGAACGUUUAUAGUUGAUAAUUCAUCGGAACAUUUUUUAGAACACUGUGAUAUAAUCAUGUUAAAGUUGCUGGUCCUCAUCCUGGUCUAAACAUUUUUUUUUAGACCAUAACAAAUUUUUUUGAAACGUCUUCAUCCAGGCUAAUACAACCUGAUUAAAAAACAGAUCCUUUUUCGUUUCGUUUUUUAUAGUUCAAAAUUUCAUUUUACUUGUUUUUACUACACUUGGAUCUGGAAGAGUUGUUAUAUUACCAGCGUGAGGGAUAAGCCAAUGAAACAGUCUGUUACGGUGACUUCUUGGAGCGCCAUGCACGGAACUGUGGUUAAACCACUAGAAACGCCAACGCUGAUUGAUUAAUCAAAAGCAGCUCGUACGACCCCUGACACGACCUUCGAAUACAACUUGUCAGAUCUUCAUGUAGUGUAGACCAUCGAAAGUAUAAAAAACGAAACAAAAUAUAGAUCUGUAUUUUUUAAUCAGAUUGAGACUAAUAUGUACUCAAAUUGAUUAAUUAACAGUUCAUCAAGAAAACAAAACUAUAUAUUAACGGUCGAUAAUCUCCAGACAUGAAUUAAACCAGAUUAAAAAGUGGGCCAUCAAAAGAUUUAACCAACAUUUUCAGGUGGCACUAGUGUUGCACAAUUUUAAUUCAUCAUAUCUUCAUAAAGGAAGUGAACUAUUUUGGGACAGAUUUAGAGAUUUUACUUUUACAAUAUUAUAGUUUGCAUCAAAUGACAGCUUUAACUCAUUUUACAUUCCAUAUAAUGUUUUCAUAGAAGCAAUUAGUCCACAAAUUCUGACAAAUGUUGAUAGUAGUUGGUUGGAACAAUUCAACCAUCAAUCUGAGAAGAAAACCUUCUGAUCACCACAGGCAAACGGGGCACCUGUAUAUAUUCAGUAGUCACAAAGAUCUUCUUUUCUUAAUAAGUAGGGAAGGUCUUAUUUUUCAGGUGUUUGGAGUGGUUGGACAAUUCCACAUUAAAUUUGCAAAUUAGUCACAAGGGGUAGAUAACCCUAACAUUAAGCCAGAAUUUCUGAUGCGGUACAUGAAUAUUGUGUAUGGAAAAGACCUUCCCCAACAUGCCUGAUCUCCUCAACCUGCCUGAACUUCUCGAACCUGUUCGAUUUUCUCCCUAACGCUCCUGAUUCUUUGAAGAGUAGGAUAUGUGUUUAUUAAUGGCAGUAUGCCCUUCAAAAUAAACCCUUUAUUGUAAACAUUUUCCGUCCAAGAUAUAAUGUUUACCUUAAAGAUGCAUUAUGUAAGAGCUAAUCUGCCUAUUGCAGGCCUUUCUUUUGUUUUGAAAUGUUACAUAAAUGAUACUUGACAAUCAAGACUAAAUUGUUACUACUUAAAAAAAACCCACUUAAAACUGCACUCAGAAUAAAGUUUCACUGAAAAUUUCAAUAUAUUCUUUUUUCAUUAUCUAUAUAUGAACUGUUAUAGAAAGAACGGUCAGCUCUUUAUCUAAAUCUUACAUAUUGCAUCUUUAAUGGUAAAAUAUUAAUGUGUCAAUGGUUGUACAUUUAUUUAUAUUUAUGUAACCAGGGAGUUAUUAUUAAUAUUCCCAGAUUGUUCAAAAUUAAACAAUAUACACAUA
Messenger RNA from Patella vulgata (common limpet), 2125 nucleotides. RefSeq names its product intraflagellar transport protein 25 homolog. Bases 124 to 540 code for a protein of 138 amino acids. Gene Ontology annotation, biological process: intraciliary transport. NCBI's taxonomy places the organism in Eukaryota, Metazoa, Mollusca, Gastropoda, Patellidae. The transcript is spliced from 4 exons. Gene Ontology annotation, cellular component: intraciliary transport particle B; cilium; centrosome. The record is from RefSeq and is a predicted model, not a curated record.